Messenger RNA from Malus domestica (apple), 5229 nucleotides. RefSeq lists its product as uncharacterized. The record is from RefSeq and is a predicted model, not a curated record. Lineage: Eukaryota; Viridiplantae; Streptophyta; Magnoliopsida; Rosales; Rosaceae.
CUCUCUCCUCUCUCUCUCUCUCAACUGUGUAUUUUUGAACAGGGAGAGUGUAGAGAGAGAAAGCAAACACAGAGCAAAGCACUUGGAGAAAAAAGGGAAAGGGGGGCAAAGAAAGAGUAAAAGCAAAAACCAUAUUGUCAUUGCUGCUGAUUAGGGUUUUCUCAAAAGCCCAAAUAUUAAUUUGAAAUAAGAACCCAAUUGGAAAAUUUGAAAAACGAAAAGCUAAUCCCAGAGACCCAGAAGGAGGAGGACGCGUUUAAAAUUGGAGAGAGAAAGGGGCAGUGAAAUGCCGGCACCGGAGUGAGCGACUGAGAGGAUCCGGUUACGGCAAUCGGAGAUCUCCCGGGAGAUUGAGCUAGCUCAAAUUAUGCAUUGUGAAUUAAUUAAUCAGAACUGUGAGGAUCUCAGGCAUUUGGGGGCUUGAAAACUACAUCUGUUAUAUGAAGGGUCAUUUGAGAUAAAGGAACUAGUGUGAAGGGGAAAAUGAAAUCUGAUACUCAUAUUGAUUAUGCAGUAUUCCAAUUGUCACCAAAGCACUCACGAUGUGAAUUGUUUGUUUAUAGUGAUGGGAACACUGAGAAACUUGCUUCUGGUUCAGUUAAGCCAUUUGUUACUCAUUUAAAAGUUGUAGAAGAGCAGGUUGCACUUGCAAUUCAGUCGAUCAAACUUGAGGUUGACAAACGUAAAUAUACUGAGACAUGGUUCACAAAAGGAACGCUUGAAAGGUUUGUGCGGUUUGUUAGCACACCUGAGGUGCUGGAACUGGUCAAUAUAUUUGAUGCUGAGAUGUCCCAGUUGGAGGCGGCAUGGAGAAUAUAUUCUCAGGGGAUGGGAGGUCAUCAUGCUGGCGCAUUAGGUGGGGAUGGAACAGGUACCACAGCAGCAGCAGAUGCAACAAAGAAGGAGCUUUUGAGGGCUAUUGAUGUACGACUUGUUGCAGUUAGGCAGGAUUUAACCACAGCUUGUGCUCGUGCAUCUGCGGCUGGUUUCAACCCUGAUACAGUCUCUGAACUACAACACUUUGCCGAUCAGUUUGGUGCCCAUCGCUUAAACGAAGCUUGCAGCAAAUUCAUCUCGCUAUGCCAAAGAAGAUCCGACGUGAUCUCCCAAUGGAAGCCAAGUGCGGACGACAGAGCUGUUAGAUCCUCAUGUGAGUCUGACAUGUCCAUUGAUGGCCUCACUGAAAACUCGUCUGGGCCCCACAACCAACCCCAAAAUAGGCAGGAGCAACUAGAAGACCCUUUAAAGCCCUCCACGUGUCAACAACCCGAGUUCCUCAACGCCAACUUCCCUACACAACAACGGAACAGCGUAACUGAGAAAGACAAAGAGGAAGGCAAGGCCAAGGUGGAGAAGAAGGUUGAAUCCCAGACCGAGUCGACGACUCCUUUGGGUGUGAGUCAACCCGGGAGGCGGCUCAGCGUCCAGGACCGUAUCAGCCUCUUUGAGAAUAAACAGAAGGAGAGUUCUGGAGGUGGCAGUGGUGGAAAGUCGGUUGUUGCCAAACCUGGGGAGCUCAGAAGGCUCUCCUCUGACGUGUUGUCUGCCAAACCUGGGGAGCUCAAAAGGCUCUCCUCUGAUGUGUCGUCUGCACCUGCUGUUGCAGAGAAGGCCGUGCUACGAAGAUGGAGUGGUGCCAGUGACAUGAGCAUUGAUUUGAGCGGGGAGAAGAAAGAAACGGAGAGCCCCUUGUGCACACCAUCGUCUUCCUCUGCUUCUCAUUUAUUUUCUCAGACAAAGGUGGCGGCGAAUACAAUAUCUGCUGUGACUGUGGAUAAGGACCAGAAGGGGUCAACUGACUCGACAGAUAUUUGUAAGGUUGAGGGAAGGAGUGCUUCUGGUAGAGUUGGUGAUGUUGAGCUGAAAGAUGAAGCUGAGGGGCAGACUCGAGUUGGGGUUUUUGUAGGAAAGGAGGAGGUGGGUUCAAAGGCAAAGAAGGAGCAGGUGGGUUCUCAUACUCAAUCCAGGACUUCUAGUGGAAGAACAGAGCAGGUUGGGUUAAGUGAUCAAGGGAUUUAUUCGGAUAGCGAAGAAAGCAGUGGUUUUAAGGAUCAAUCAGGUUCUGAGACACAGUCCAAGGGUUUUUCAGGUCGGACAGAGGUUGUUGGAGGGAAGAACCUGGUUGGGGGUGCAAUAUCUGGUGGUGGGUUUGGAAGUAGGGUAGAGGAUUCUAGACCGAGAGAUCAGCCAAUGACUCAGUUACUUCCUAGGGGUUACCAGGGUCAUUCCCGAUCUUUCUCAGGGCAGUUUGAGGGUGUUGUUGGACGAAAACUUGAAGAAGCUUCUUCAGCACAGCUCAAAGGGUUUGAGGGUGAUCAACUCCCUCCCCAGCCUCUUUUUAGAUCUUUUUCUGGAGAAAUUGGGGAGGUGGGUAAAGUUGACUGCACAUCAUCUGAUAAGAAACACAUUAGAACGGAAGAUUCUGGAGCUCAGAAAAUGAGAUUCCAGAAACCGGGUUCUGCCAGUCGCGAACAAAUUAAGAAGCCACAGGGAAGGAGAGAUGAAAGCAAUAGUGGUCAAGAAAGCAAGUUGGAUUUUACAGGUGACAAAGUUUUAAGGAAUGAAGAGAGCUUUUCUACAAUACCGACAACACCAGUCGAGCAAGUUCAGAGAGUUAGACAGACCAAGGGAAAUCAAGAGCUCAAUGAUGAGCUCAAAAUGAAGGCGAAUGAGCUUGAAAAGCUUUUUGCAGAGCACAAGCUUCGGAUUCCUGGGGAUCUGUCUAGUUCUGCUCGAAGAAGCAAGCCCGUGGAUGCAAAGAAGAAGGAACAGGCAGUAAGUUCACAAAACAGAAAACCAGCAGCGGAGGAGAUUGCUCCUGCACAAUUUCCUGCGGCUAACACAGUGUUGGAACCAAUGGGUAGCUCUAGUGAGAUGGAAAAUUUCAAUACUACUCCACCAAUGAAGAUAGCCGGUAUCCAAGAUUACGGUGAUAAUCUGAGGCAAAAAUUUUCAGAGCCUGGUUUCUCUCUUGAUUCUAAAGGAAAAUUCUAUGAGAGGUACAUGCAAAAAAGAGAUGCUAAACUGAGAGAAGAAUGGGUUUCUAAAAGAGAAGAGAAGGAAGCCAAGUUGAAGGCCAUGGAAGAUAGCCUUGAGAAAAGUAAGGCAGAAUUAAAAGCCAAGUUUUCAGGGUCAGCAGACAGACAGGAUUCAGCAUCUAGUGCUCGUAGGCGUGCAGACAAGCUGAGAUCAUUCAAUUUUGGAUCUAGUAUGAAGAGGGAGCAGCCAAUAGAUUCCAUUCAUUGGGAGAAGGAUGAGGAUCUCUCUGAAUUUCCAGGCCAAAAAUUGUACGGAGAAGAUAGGUUCUCUAACGAGGCAUCUUUAGGAGACGGUGCUUCUAGAAGCAUUCAAAAUAAAAAGCUUUUUCCCAAUAGAAAUUUGCCUUCGUCCAUCCCCUGGACACCAACUGCACCAGCUCCACGGUCAUCAGGCAAAGUUUCCAACCUUAGUUCAGGUCGGCGAAGACCAGAGUUAGAAAAUCCUCUAGCACAGUCAGUUCCCAACUUUCCUGAUCUCAGGAAAGAAAACACAAAGCCCUCUUCUGGAGUUAGCAAACCAGCUGUUAGCAAAAUACCUGCUCGUUCACAGGUCAAAAGCUUUUCCCGCAGCAAGAGCACGAGUGAAGAGAUAAUGGCCAAGGAAGAGAAGCCACAACGUUCUCAGUCCUUGAGGAAAAGCUCUGCAAAUCCUGUAGAACUGAACAACUUAUCUUCUCUACACUCUGAUGGGGUUGUCUUGGUACCAUUUGAUGAAGAGCAAACCAAGCACGACUCCUAUGAUAAAUUUGCUAAAUAUAUGGAGUCGAAGUCAUUUUUUAGGAAGAGUAAUGGCAUAGGCACUGGUUCUGGAGUUAGUUUUUCCAAGCUGAAAGGAUCCAUUUCUUCUGAUUCUUUAACAAAUGAAGAAGUUGAGGGAGAAGAUUCAAUUGACACAGCCAAGGAAGAAGAAGAAGAGGAAGAGCUUGAAAAUGGUGUUGAUAUGGAUAUGGUAGUUGAAGAUGGUGAUGAUAUGGAUGUGGAUAAUGGGAAACGAAGACCGAGCCAGGAUUCUGAAAGGUCUGAUAACGUCGAUUCCGUAAGAUCUCUUUCUCAAGUGGACCUUGCUUCAAUGGCUGAAUUGCCUGCGGCUGCACCCUCAACAUUUCAUACUUUGGGGUCUCUACCAGACUCACCUGGGGAAAGCCCCAUUUCAUGGAACUUGCACGUGCAUCAUUCCUUUUCCUACCCUCACGAGGCCUCAGAUGUUGAUGCCUCAGUAGACUUCCCAAUUGGGAGCCCUGCUUCUUGGAAUUCUCAUGGUCUUACCCAAAUAGAUGUUGAUGCAGCUCGGAUGAGAAAGAAAUGGGGAAGUGCUCAGAAACCUAUCCUUGCUACCAAUUCAUCUCAAAAUCAGUCACGUAAGGAUGUGACAAAAGGAUUUAAACGGUUAUUAAAGUUUGGAAGAAAAAGCGGGACAGAUAAUAUGAGUGACUGGAUCUCUGCUACGACUUCUGAAGGGGAUGAUGAUACAGAAGAUGGGCGAGAUCCUGCAAACCGAUUAUCAGAAGAUUUUAGGAAGUCAAGAAUGGGAUUCACGCAGGGUCCUGAUGACAGCUUCAAUGAAAGCGAGUUCAAUGAACAGGUACAAGCGUUACGGACCUCUAUCCCGGCACCUCCAGUGAACUUUAAGCUGAGGGACAAUCAUUUAUCGGGAAGCUCGUUGAAAGCUCCGCGGUCAUUCUUCUCACUCUCAUCAUUCCGAAGCAAGGGAAGCGACUCAAAGCUGAGGUAAUUACCACUUAGAGAAAACCACAUAGCAAGUGCUUGGAUCAUUUCAAGGUAGAUUAAAGGGAUGACCGCAUUAUAUGAUACGAACGAUUCGGUAGGUGCGACUGAGUCAUCAAUAAUAUAAACUCUACGGUGGGAUUAUGUAUAUGUUGGAUUCACUUCACGAAGGCGUGGUCAUUUAGUUAGCUAUAUACGUAGUUGUAUUGGAAAUAUAUGGUUGUAUAUUCUAUUGAACGAUGAGUCAAUCGAUGGUUGGCGUAAUGUAAUCGUGUUUUUGGUAGUCGACAGGCGUUCUUUUUUUUGUUCAUGUGGUUAGCCUUUGUGUGAUGAUGUAUAUCUCAACUUUUGUUAGAAUCAACGUUACAUGUUGACAGUUUUAAGAAGAGUGUUGUAAAGACCCACCAUUUUUGUGGUGUUGUCACUUCUCCUGUCAAAUUUUGGCCUAUGUAGGGCCCAUCAUUUA